CAGAUAAAAUUCGCGUGAAGAAGCCGAUGAAUUUGAAAGUGAUUAGGAAGAUUAAUUGAAGAGGCGGCUAGGGAUUUCAGAUUCGAAUUUGAGAAAGAAAAUGAAAUUAGAGAAGAGAGGAUGAAAAAUGGAGAAGAAGAUUGCAUCGGCAACAACUGGGGAAAAAGAUGGAAUGCAUCGGCGACAAUUGGGGAAGAAGAUGGAAACGGGAACAGAAUGAAAUUGGGGAAGAAUAUGGAAACGGGAAAGAAAACGGGAAAUGAAACGGAAGUGCUCCUCCCCGAUAUCGUCGACCUUAUCACAAUUCUUACAACAGAUUUGGUUUCGUCAAUAGAGUCAGCACCCAAAGCGCAUAUGACAACCACAGAACUUCAAAGCUUUGAAACAGAGACUAUAGAUGGCCAUUCAAAUCCCCCGAGUAUUACUGAUAAGGGGAGAAGAAACUUCCAUUUAUGGUUUGAUUCUGAUUCACUCAAUUGGGUCCUGGAGUCUCUACCUAGACUGAUUUCCGGUUUUACUUGGGCCUGUGUCAAAUUGGAGGUUAAGAGAACACUUGAAAUUGCUCUUGACUCUAAACGUAGGGAAAAUUAUAUUCGCAUUUUGGAAGCUAGAAAAGAAGGUAACAGAUUCAUUCAUAUCCCCUUUGGAGUUCAUAAUGAAGGGCAUAAUCAGUUCCUUAAGGCUAUUUUGUGCUUUGUUGAGAGAACUCGGUGUUUGGACAAGGAUAAGGGUUCUGGGGUAGCAGUAGGAGAUUUAGGGGCAAAAGUAUUCGAGGCUGCUGCCUUGAGAGAGAAGGUGACUGGUCUUGUUAACUCUAGUGUAGAGAUACCCAACCUUGCUGAAAAAGACACUUUUGUCAUAGAGCAACAUUUGAAGGAUCAAGAGUUAAGCUCUAAUUUUUACAGUAAUGGGGUAGGGGAUCCACUUUCUGAAGAACCACAGGAGGUGGUGAAAGUAGCCAGAAAGUGUGAAGAGAAGUUUCUGAAUUAUGAGAAACAUGACCUGAGAUUACAACUUCUGGAAGGGAAGGAUCUACAACAGGGAAACACAUCUAAUCAGACUAACUGCUCAGUAGAAGCUUCUGUACUGGAUGUGCAUAAGCAAAAGGAAUACUUUGCUCAGGCCGAGUCCCCUUCAUCAUACAGUGUUCAAUAUCCCCAGCUUCCAAGAGUGAGCCUAUCCCCUUUUGCUGCCGAGUUCCUUCCACUUAAGCCCAACACAUAUGCAGCUCUCUUCGAUCACGUAUCAGACCUGGUAGAGGGCAGCCCACUCAAGGAUGAUGAAUUUGACAAGAUUGAUGAUGGGAACUUGGUUCUUAGUAACAACGCAUUAGAAGACAUCAGGGAAGAAAGAGAGGGGCCUAUUCUAUAUACGCACUCGGAAGGAGAAGACAAGGUCUUCAAUGACAACAUACUCAAACCCCUUCAAAUAGAUUACUCCAGGAUGUUCAAAACACCUUUUGAUUUGGGGAGAGAAUUCAAGGGCAGGCACACCUACUCUCCUUCUCAAAUAGUAACUCGAAGCAAACCCACUGUGUUUUUCAAUGAUGAAGAGCUGGAUAAUAUCAGGGAUAGGUUCCCUUUUACUGUCAAGGCAAGAUUCAAGAAGGAUACUACGCCGGAGGAGAUUGGAAAGAGCAUGGAAAAAGGGGGUUUCAAGGGAGGAUUCCGUAUCACAGCAGUCACCAGAUUCCAGGUAAUCAUUGUCUUCAAUCAGCAUGGAGAUUACCUCCGUAUGCUCUCCAGGAGGUCAUGGACGGUCAAUGGAAUUCAGCUCUCCAUUUCCAAAUGGGAUCCAAGCACAGAAGAUAAACAUGAUAGCCCUCAAGCUCUCAUCUGGGUAACCCUAAAACACCUUCCUUUCUUCCUUCUUGACAAAAGAAAUCUCUUUUCAGUGGUUAAGGCCCUGGGGAAUCCAAUCAAGCUUGAUGAUACCACAGCAAGGGGAGGUUACUAUCAAACUGCCAGAGUUCUUGUGGAAAUGGAUGUUACCAAACCCAAAAUCUCUUCCAUCCAGGCACUUGAAGACAGGAAUACUGCUGACACCAAGGACAGCCCUGGCCCAAGCUCCAAUUACCAUCCCUCAGCAGUCCCGUUGGAGAUUGUUCCCCCUCUCGAAGCGGGCCCAAAAUCUGGUCAGGCUAGAGAUAUUAUUAAUGACAAGAUUCCCACUUCCCACCUUGUGAAACAAAAGUCCAUAGCUCUUGAACAUACCUCUACACUGGAUUCCCUUGGACUUCUCUCCACAUAUGUGGAACCUGAAACCCCUUGCACCCCUGUGUACAUACACUCUGAUGGAGAAGGAGAAAAAAUCAUUUUCAAGAGCCCCGUUUCCUCCUUGGAGGUAUUGAUGAACACAAAGGGAGCUCUGAACCUUGCCAUAACUCCAUUGUUGAUUUCAGAAAUUGCAUGGAAGCCAACAACCUCCUUUACCUAUCCCCUUCUGGGGGACACUUUUCGUGGAGUGGCCAUCAGAGUAGAGGAAAGACCUCUCUUGCUGAAGUGUUCCCUUAGCCCCCUCUCUGGUCACAAACCUUUCAAGUUUCUCAACAUGUGGACCUCUCAUCACUCUCUCGAAGCUACAAUCAGGAAUUUUUGGGACAACAACAAAACCUAUAAUGGAAUGCAAGAAGAGGAUGCUGAAGCAUGUGCCCAGACAACACAAACCUUUUAUGAAUCCCAUCCCUCACCCGACUCUCUUGUGGCUGCUAACAAUGCAAAUGCUGAGUUACUUUUUCUUACUAAACGAGAAUCAGAAUUCUGGCAGCAAAAGGCAGGUGUCAAAUGGAUUAAGGAAGGUGAUGCUAGCUCAAAAUUCUUCCACAAUUUGGUUAAGGGGAAAAGGUUACGGCUCCAAAUUUCCUCUAUCAAAACUGAUGAGGGGGAGAUCUUGGAUGACAAAACUGAAAUAGCUACUCAUGCAAUCAACUUCUUCUCUAAAUUGUACAAAGAAGACUCUGUCUCUGACGACUCACACAUCUUUAACUUCAUCCCUAAAAUUAUAAAUGAAGAGGAUAACAAGCUGAUCUGUACACUACCUCAAGGGGAGGAAGUUAGGAGAGCAAUUUGGGACUUAAAUGAACACAGUGCUUCUGGCCCGGACGGCUAUAAUGGAGUCUUCUUUAAAAUAUUUUGGCACAUCAUCCAGCAAGAAGUGGUUAGGGCUAGCCAGGAAUUCUUCUUGUGCCUACCUGUCCCUAAAUCCUAUGGAGCCACACUACUUACCUUGAUUCCUAAGGAGGACAACCCUAAAAGUUUGGGGGACUAUAGACCUAUCUCUCUCUCAAACUUCCUCUCCAAAAUUAACACCAAGAUUCUAUCCAACAGAUUGAGGGACCUACUGCCUAAACUCAUCAGCCCUGAACAAACUGGAUUCCAGGCAGGCAAGGGGGUGGAUGAGAACAUCUUAUUUGCUCAGGAAAUGAUUCAUUGUUUGGAUAAUAGCGGAGGGAGUGCCAAUGUAGCUAUUAAGGGCUUCUUCAAAAUGGAGAGGGGUAUCAAACAGGGGGACCCCCUCUCUCCCUUGCUCUUCAUCCUUGGCAGUGAAGGUUUAAGCAGAAUGAUCAAAGCUAAAGUUGCUGAAGGAUUUCUCAAAGCUUUCAAUACGGGGAGAACUCCACCUCCUUCACACUUAGCUUAUGCAGAUGAUAUCAUUUUUUUUCUUAAUGGCCAUUGCAGGAAUUUAUUAAAAUUCAAGGGACUCUUGAAUAUGUUUCUAGCAGCAUCUGGACAUCAAAUUAAUCUCAGCAAAAGCCACUUUUACACAGGAGCUAAGGUUAAUCAUGCAAUCAAGAGCAAUAUGGAGAGGACACUUGGAAUGAGAGAAGGGAAGCUGCCAAUUUCUUACCUGGGAGCUACCAUCGGCAAAGGAAAGAUGAAAAAGGCACACUGCAAGAAAGUUAUCCUUCACUUUGACUCCUACCUUAAUACAUGGUUUAGUAAGGUGCUCAAUCAAAUGGGGAGACUGAUUCUUAUCAAACAUGUGCUAAGCUCAAUUCCACUCCACAUCUUGGCAGUCCAACAUAUGCCCAAAUCCGUUAUGGACAUCCUAAAUAAGAAAAUGCAGAACUUCUUCUGGGGAUACAGGGAUGGGAAACCCAAAUACCACUGGAAAAACUGGAGAAGUAUGUGUUAUCCCACCAUUGAAGGAGGGCUUGGAAUUAGGCACCUUGAGGAUAUAGAGGCAGCCUAUUCUACAAAACUUUGGUGGAAGCUUCGAAAUAAUGGAGGUAUAUGGGGGGACUACAUGAGGAGCAAGUAUUGUAUCCAAUCGUUCAGUGAAAGAGCAACUGACUCAGUUACUUGGAAGAGAGUCUCUAGAAUUCACAACUGGGCAUAUCAACACGUUGACAUAUCUGAGGGUUCUGAGGCAUGGGAAGGGGAAGAAUUCUCUACCAAAGCUGCAUAUAAUGCUUGGAGGGACUCAAAGCCAAUCUCAAUUUCUUGCAAGAUGAUUUGGGAUAAAACCCAAAUACCAAAGAUCAAAUUCUUCCUUUGGAAAACUUUCAAUAACCUUCUUCCAUUCCCAAAUAACAUGUCCAGAUUCAACAUGGCAAUCCCUUCAAGAUGCAACUUCUGUAAACAAGGCACUCAAGACUCUAACCACACUCUCCUUCAAUGUCCAUACUCUCUGAAAAUCUGGAAAUUCUUCUCCACACUGUUCCAGGGCCCUCCCAUCAACGGAAACUCCACAAUACAGGAAGUAUGUAUGAACUGGUGGCUAGUCACUUAUAGAACCAACAUGCGGGAGAAGCUCACUGCCAACCUCCCAGGAUUCAUUGUGUGGGGCCUGUGGAAAGCAUAUAAUGCAGAGACAUACGAAGGAGAGGCGUUUAAGGAAAGCAAGAUCAUAUUUAACAUUAUGACAACGAUUCAACAGUGGUGCUGGGCACAUCGUGGAAAGAAAUGGAUGAUUAUAGAUGAAGAUAUGAGAACUAUAGCCCAUUUGAGGCCCAUUAGUGCAGAAGCCAAUUCUCCUUCUUCACUGUUUUCUGUUCCUUGGAUUAUUGCUGACUUUGCUCCAAUGAAUCUUCCUGUGCCUGUGCAUUUCGUGCGCUAUGAUGCCUGGAAUCACCUUGCGUUCUGCUUGACUUUGCUGGUCAACACUAUUGCUCCUCCACCAGAGCGACAGGUUGAGGAAGUAGCAGCUGGAAGAGAGCUGAAGGGAAUGAGACAUUCUAGCGAACCAGACUACUAUUACGAAGAUUACCUAAUGUCGAUUGUUCGCCGGAUAUAUUCACGUAUUUGUCCGAAACCUGCCACUGCAUUUCUUUACCUUUCAUCUUCAUCCAGGGAUGAAGAAGGGGAACGUUGUGCAGGGCGAGAGAAUGUUCCGGGCAUGUCAAGGAUUCAUUCUACGUUGCAGAAAUUGGUUUUGGGGGGUGAAGAGAAAGUGCCAGAUGCAUAUAAAUUUAUUGGGAUCGACUUGAGUGGCAUGCACUGUGCCAUAUUGCUCAUUGACAAGAGGGUCGUCUCUUCCGUCAUAUUUAGGGUAGUAGGCACAGACUUGGCGGAGGUUCCUUUGGCUGCAACAAGUGCGCAAGCUGAAGGACAG
Cuscuta campestris is the source of this 5553-nucleotide messenger RNA. The record is from the annotation of a GenBank genome assembly. Lineage: Eukaryota; Viridiplantae; Streptophyta; Magnoliopsida; Solanales; Convolvulaceae.